This is a messenger RNA of Aspergillus caelatus, 870 nucleotides long. RefSeq lists its product as uncharacterized. The record is from RefSeq and is a predicted model, not a curated record. The coding region runs from base 127 to 717 and encodes 196 amino acids. Lineage: Eukaryota; Fungi; Ascomycota; Eurotiomycetes; Eurotiales; Aspergillaceae. Gene Ontology annotation, biological process: glutaminyl-tRNAGln biosynthesis via transamidation; regulation of translational fidelity. The transcript has a single exon. Gene Ontology annotation, molecular function: glutaminyl-tRNA synthase (glutamine-hydrolyzing) activity.
UUUCGUGACCUUUUGCCCCUAACCUCGACUGGGUUAGCUCUUCCAAUAUCUAUUCAUUGAGAACGUUCACAGCAACAAUUUAUUAGUUUAGCUUCGGGUUUCUGAUUACACGAAAAUCGAGGUACAAUGUUUUGUCUACGCUCCACGGCUUCUCAAUUGUCCAGACGGAUCAGACCUCGGACUUCGCGACUUUCCAACCUGGCUGAUAUCUGCGGAACUCGUCUCUACAGCUCUAAGUCCGAGCAGGUAGACCUCGAUGCGCUACUUGCUAAGCCAUCCUGGUCUGUCCGCUCUCUCCUUCCCGACCAGACCGCGAAACAAUCGUUGCCGUCAGUUACGCCGGCGCAACUCCACCACCUACUCCGCCUCUCAGCCCUUCCGCUGCCAUCUACCAAAAAGGAGGAAGCUAAGAUGCUUGAGACCCUUGAGUCUCAGAUCCAUUUCGUGAAAGAGAUACAGCGUGCCGACGUGACGGGUGUCGAGCCGCUGCAGAGCAUCCGGGACGAAAGCCCAGAGGCAUUGAAAGAGAAUACAGUUGGACUGGAUCAAUUGAAGGACGCUCUAGCCAAAGAACGAGUGGUCGGCCGCAACAAGAGGAUCCAACGCGUUGAGUCCGAGAGAAAUGAUCGCCCGGAUGGAGAUGCUUGGGACGGAAAUGCCCUUGGCUAUGCUUCCAAGACGAAGGGUAAAUUCUUCGUCGUGGAAACAGGUAACUAAAAGAUCCUCCAGUUGACGAUGAACCGCGGAUCUCUCUAUUCAUCCUUGGGAGUGCUGGUGAGCGAGGUAUCUGUCAGUGAAGGUGAAUGACAGUGCUACUCUGGGCAGCUGAGUCAGCAGUCCAGUGACUUCAUCGUCCUGAAGGCGUCAACG